GCAAUGGUUACCCACGCUCUGGGUUAUUGCCAGUAUCAGACUCAGCACGGGCAACUUUGGCAGGUCAGGAAAUGGAGUGGACCUGGCUGCCAUUCUCCGUAGUUUCAAACAAGAAAAACUGUAGCACUGAGCAAGGCUGGACACGGACCACAGAAAUAAGCAAGGGCGCUUCAUGAGCGUCGCGCCUGUUGCGAGAGGAAGCGCAUCAGGCCAUCUGCUAGCUUGUUUCGUCGGCAACAGCAGGAGCAAUCAAGGCAAGCGAUGUCUCCAAACGAGGGAAGUUUAUCGGUUUUCAGCGAUCCUGGAGCAGCCGCAGAUCACAUCAGGUCGGGUGUGCGGCACCGGACGCGUGGCAUGGCCGCAGGCAGGACAUAGUAGUCACGAUUCACGCGACACGGCAACGGACAGACGAAUAUCCGUGGACCGCCAGUAUUCCUCAAAUGCUCCCCACGCUACGACAUCUAUAUCACCCCCCUACCCAUCCGAAAACAACAUCACCCAGUCUGAAUCAGGGCUGAGCCACGUGCACGAAGGCGUGCAAAUUCUGUGCAAGUUCUUAAAAGGUGCAGAGCCUCUUAAGUCACCGUCUCGAAAACUGGAACGUCUCAAAGCGGCCUCACAGUACCUUCAUGAUCUCCUUGAAGUAACACCAGAUUCACCCUACAAACACGCCGAAGUCAAUGCACUUGUGGAUGCAGCGGCAAGGACUCGGGCGCUGACCGGGCAAUCUCUCGGCUACAAGGCAAGUAGCCGUUUGAUCGAUGAAGUAACUCGCAGCGGUCUCCCCGAGGUGGCACUUCAGCUAAUCGCGCGGAGGGAAAAAUUCGGUGUCGACUACAGCCUAUCGAUGCUCAUAAUCAUUCAACGAGCACUGUUCAAGAAACUCAACCGCUCAGAGGAAUGGACCUUGCGUGACAGUCUGGACUUACCUGGCGCUCCAAAGCGCGAAGGAGAGAACGCUGUAGGCAGGGGUGCCGCUUUAACACAGCAGCUGAAAACCGGCGAGUUAGAUGAAGAACGCAAGUGGGAGCCUGCUCCGGAUCAAGUCGCUGGCCUCGCAUGCAAGCAGAGCAUAGUGGACCGUAUGAGGCUCGUAGCCGCCCUCGCGCCGAUCGUAAACAGCAGCAAGCAUGAUUUCACACUUCUUUCUCUUCUUUUCUCUGCCCAUGUCGGAUUGCUUCGUUUCUCCGCCACGAUAGCGCAACCCCACCCCUUCAAACACAGCAGUGAUCUGCUGAGAGAUGAGCGACAAAGACCUUUCGAUCACCUGCUUAGAAUCUUCGUCAACGCCGCUGCAGCCGGCUUACCCGCUGCAGCCAGUAAGACGAAAGCCAAGAGUACUGAAUCGGGCAUGAACCCAGGACUAAGGCUCGAAUUGGUCGACGAUUGCUUGCAAUACUGCCUGAUGCGCUUCGACUCAGGCUCUAGCGCGGCCCUCGCUGGGAAAGGAGCGCCGGAGGCUAUUCGGACGCUCUACAGCUAUUUGGAGAAAUUCUAUCCUGAGGCCGGUAGCGAGAUCAUCGCACAGACAGAGGCGCAGCUGGAUGAGAUCUGGCAGACUCACUUUGGUGCUGCUGUAUCGUAGACAUGUCUGCACCCCCAUUCGCAGCUCAACCAAAAAAGGCAUGAUUGCUCGACAAUUGGCCGUGACGCGCAAGCGAAAGGCGGCGGAGAUGACACAUCGCGGUUGUAUGACUCG
Tilletiaria anomala UBC 951 is the source of this 1699-nucleotide messenger RNA. RefSeq lists its product as uncharacterized. The record is from RefSeq and is a predicted model, not a curated record. The coding region runs from base 173 to 1585 and encodes 470 amino acids. NCBI's taxonomy places the organism in Eukaryota, Fungi, Basidiomycota, Exobasidiomycetes, Georgefischeriales, Tilletiariaceae. The transcript has 2 exons.